AUGGAUGGAUGGGGAGAGAUCCUUCAGAUUCCCGCAAUCAAAGUGCCCAGAGGGUCACAUUCAGCAGAUAAGGCUGUACAAAAGGGUAUAACAGCAUUCAAAUUUGACGAUUCACAUGAUCUUAUAUGGCUUGGAGACUCAUCCGGUUAUCUAUACUCAUUUUAUGGCAUGAAACUGCAACCAUACGUUUCAUGCAGAGUGUGUCAAGGGCAAAUUAAUCAAAUCUUAGGUCACAAAAAGGGUGUUCUUACUCUGUCCAGCAAAGGGGUGAGAUUGGGCACUGUAGAAGGUAUUUUAAUAUACAGCGUGAUUUGCUCCAAAGAGCAUGGUGGUUUGCGAUGUAUGACAUAUACAUCGAAUACGCAAACUGAGGUAUAUGCUGGAGGAAGAGCUUCGUCGACUGGAAGUCGUAUCUUUAAAAUUGAUCUUGUCAACGGUAAGGUUUCAGGUUGCAUCUCAUAUUCUCAGGAUCUUGUUUUUAUGACCUGCAAUCUUCAAUAUGUCAUUUUCGGACGAUCAGAUGGCUGCGUUGAUGUCUUUGAUCCGAAGUCUGAGAGAGUUGUCAAAACUUUCCGGUGCCAUUCAGCCAGCCUUUCGUCCAUAUUUAUUCAUGACAACAUUUUGAUGACAACAGGGUAUUCGUUAAAGAAGGAUAGGUUUGUUCCCGACCCAUUGGUUAACCGUUUUGAUUUACAAACUUUGGACUCAAUACCGCCGUAUCCUUUUCCUGCAGGACCUACGCAUGUGUAUUUACAUCCGCGAAUCCUAGAUCUUGCUCUGAUAGCAUCAAAUAUGGGCCAAUUUCAUUUUGUGGAUAUUUCAAACCCCGCAAAACUCCACAUUUACCAGGCAGAUUUAUCAACAUUUAUCACACUGAUGGAUAUUUCAGAUUCGGGUGACUACUUUGCAUUUAUUGAUGGAAUGCAGAAUUUACAUUUAUGGGCAAGGGUUCCAGAUCCAAUGAGUCCUCUUCCAAACUUUACCGUUUAUGGAAAGCCGGUGAAAUUUCCGUCCGUUAACAAUGAGGUAAUACCGAUGAUGAACCGCUUGAAUUUUGAGUCAGCUUUCCCACCUUUAAAUGGAAUCAAGCUUCCACACUAUGAUGAAAUGCUACUUUCUGCUUGGCCUCCUGAUGUUGUGUUUAAAGUUGGUGCUGUUCCUAAACCAAUAGACUAUGAAAUAUUACGAGGUGUAAGGAAAGUGCAAACCUUCAGUAUUGCACACUAUGAUAAGGAUAAAUUCGGUUCAAGGAACAUUGUCACAAAGUAUGAAAAGCAAAAAAAGCUGAACAUACCGAAGUUUAUUAGUGAGAAGGACUCCGACCAAAGUGACGACGAAAAUGAGAGUCAUAAUUCGGAGCAGCUUCAAGAUUUCGCAGCUGCAAGGGAUAUGAGUCUCCCAGCAAGCUCCAGCUCAAACAGAACAGAUAAUAUCUCUCAGGACAAGAUUUAUCCUAAGAAGCAGCAGAAUGUAUUUGAAACUGUUUCUGAUUCAGGGGAGUUACCGAACGCAUUCAAACUUAUGCGUAUUGCAUACUCAAAAUUUGGUGUUGACGACUUUGAUUUUGAAUAUUUUAACAACACACGAUUUACUGGUCUUGAGGCGGAUGCGGGAAAUACUUACACGAAUAGUAUUAUUCAAUUAUACAAGUACAACCCACCGCUAUUUAACUACAUUUCACUGUCAUUAAGAGAAGAUGUUGCAGAUGAAGAUAUUUUGCUCGUGGAACUUGGAUAUCUCUUCGAUAAAAGCUUGAAUGCAAAUGGGCAUCAUUGUGCUCCAUCCAACUUCCAAAGGGUGCUUUCGACCAAUGCAGAAGCACGAAAGCUUGGUCUUAUUACGGAGAAUGAAUGUGUCUAUGAUAGUUAUGGACAAAGAAAGCUGGUCCAGGUGUUUAACAGAUUUCUUUUAGAGCAAAUAUCACGUGAUGAACAAUAUCUUUACACCACAACUGAACCAGUGCGUUUGGAUUCAUUGUGUGGUGUGUCGACUGAAACUCGAAUUGUGUCAAAAUUCUGCUCACUAGAACGAAGUUUUUCUACCGUAUUUCAUUCGAUAGACAUUAAUGUUCUUCCCGUUUCGUUAAAUGCUCCAGCAAGCCUAACCAUAGUAGACUACAUACAGGCUUCCAUGAGUAAAGCCGUUAGUCGUCCUAUCAAUUGUGAUGUGUGUGGAAAGCGUCAUCCAAUUGAUGCCUCGCUUCACGUUCGAUCGUUACCUGCCGAUUUGAUUCUCAACAUUGAUUUAACGGAUGAACAACUAGUGGAUAUUCGCUUUCUGAAAGGAUGGCUUGUACCGGAGUUUUAUGUUGCGCGAACAAACGAUGGCUCGUCUGUGUUAUUUGCCAAGCGUGAAUCCGUCCCAAGCCAAGUUCCUGUGCGAAGGUAUGAUAUCACAGGUCUUGUGGUACAGAUAACGGAUAGGGUCAAUCGAAGCCACCUUGUGACCUUGACGAAGGUCCCUGACAAAACCGGAAAGUUAGAUAAAGAGUCUUGGUGCCUUUUUAACGACUUCUUAGUUACAGAGGUGUCUCAAGAGGAGGCCCUUGAUUUGAGUUACUGGUGGAAAAAGCCCGUCGUGAUAAUGUAUAAAGCUGUGGAUACUGAGGAUAAGUUUGUGUAUGAUUGCUGGCGGCAGAAUUUGGAUGUUAGUAUUCUUUACAAGGAUCAUUUUGCAAGAGGAACUAGAGAAGGCAAAAUAAUAGAGUACAAACUUCUCACGCACGAUGAGCCACCACUGCCCGGUACAAUGGUUGCAAUUGAUGCGGAAUUUGUGCAGAUUGCACCUCAAGAGUUUGAGAUAUCAUUCCACCGCCCAAAGAAGCUUGUCAAGCCCAAGAGGUUGGUGCUUGGCCGUAUAUCAGUCUUAAAGUGUGAUGGUAAGAAUGCUGGAGAAUGUUUCAUUGAUGAUUAUAUUGUGGCAAAGGAGCACAUUGACGAUUACAUCACCUCAUUUUCUGGAAUUGAGCCAGGAGAUUUAGAUCCUGAUAAAUCCAAAAGGACUUUGGUUACUCUACAGACUGCUUAUCGUAAGAUGUGGCUACUUUUGAAUCUUGGAUGCAUUUUUGUCGGCCACUCCCUAAAGGGAGACUUCCGUAUGAUCAACAUCCAAGUUCCACCUGAACAGGUGAGAGAUACAGCUGAGUUAUUCUAUCUCAAGAAGGAAAAGCGGAAAUUGAGCUUGAAAUAUCUCAUCUAUCAGCUUUUCAAGGAUAAUGUUCAGGUAGGAAAUCAUGACUCAAUUGAAGAUGCCGAUUCCGCCAUGCGUGCAUACAGAAAGUAUUUGGAGCUCAAGAGUAAUGGAACAUUUGAAGAUAUUUUGCAGAGAAUAUACUUGGAAGGACAGAUGUCACAAUUCCGGAUCCCACAGUAA
Messenger RNA from Brettanomyces bruxellensis, 3372 nucleotides. RefSeq lists its product as uncharacterized. Gene Ontology annotation, biological process: nuclear-transcribed mRNA poly(A) tail shortening. The transcript has 2 exons. The record is from RefSeq and is a predicted model, not a curated record. The coding region runs from base 1 to 3372 and encodes 1123 amino acids. Gene Ontology annotation, molecular function: nucleic acid binding; protein binding. Gene Ontology annotation, cellular component: P-body; PAN complex. NCBI's taxonomy places the organism in Eukaryota, Fungi, Ascomycota, Pichiomycetes, Pichiales, Pichiaceae.